Molecule: messenger RNA, 1788 nt
Organism: Scophthalmus maximus (turbot)
Lineage: Eukaryota; Metazoa; Chordata; Actinopteri; Pleuronectiformes; Scophthalmidae
Exons: 3
Coding region: 1-1788 (595 amino acids)
Molecular function (GO): nucleic acid binding
Source: RefSeq, a predicted model, not a curated record
AUGGCGGGCGGGAAGGAGCCGCCGCUCUUCAAUCAAACCAGCGACGAGAUGAACACUUCUGACUUAUCGGACAAUGACCUCAAACACACCUCCAGGCUGUGUAAGGGCUAUUUGACCAAGAAGGAGAGUGAUGGGGUGCUGCGCCAGAUGACCUGGCCUCCACAGACACCGGACCUGAACCCAAUCGAGAUGGUUUGGGUGAGCUGGACCGCAGAACCAUGUUCAGACAGGUUCUACAGGUCCCACAGGUCCCACAGGUCCCACAGGUUCCACAGGUCCCACAGAUCUCACAGGUCCCAAAGGUUCAACAGGUUCUACAGGUCCCACAGGUCCCACAGGUCCCAAAGGUUCCACAGGUUCUACAGGUCCCACAGGUCCUACAGGCCCUACAGGUUCCACAGGUUCCACAGGUCCCAAAGGUUCCACAGGUUCUACAGGUCCUACAGGCCCUACAGGCCCUACAGGUUCUACAGGUCCUACAGGCCCUACAGGUUCUACAGGCCCUACAGGCCCUACAGGUUCCACAGGUCCCACAGAUCUCACAGGUCCCAAAGGUUCAACAGGUUCUACAGGUCCCACAGGUCCUACAGGCCCUACAGGUUCUACAGGUUCCACAGGUCUCACAGGUCCCAAAGGUUCCACAGGUUCUACAGGUCCUACAGGCCCUACAGGUUCUACAGGUCCUACAGGUUCCACAGGUCCCACAGGUCCCAAAGGUUCCACAGGUUCUACAGGUCCUAUGGGUUCUACAGGUCCUACAGGUUCCACAGGUUCCACAGGUCCCACAGGUCCCAAAGGUUCCACAGGUUCUACGGGUUCUACAGGUUCUACAGGUCCUACAGGUUCUACAGGUCCUACAGGUCCCACAGGUCCCACAGGUUCCACAGGUCCCAGAGGUCCCUAAGGUCCCAAAGGUGCUACAGGUUCCACAGGUCCCACAGGUCCUACAGGCCCUACAGGUUCCACAGGUUCCACAGGUCCCAAAGGUUCCACAGGUUCUACAGGCCCUACAGGCCCUACAGGUUCUACAGGUCCUACAGGUCCUACAGGUCCCACAGGUUCUACAGGUUCUACAGGCCCUACAGGUUCUACAGGUUCUACAGGUCCUACAGGUUCCACAGGUCCCACAGGUUCUACAGGUUCUACAGGUCCUACAGGUCCUACAGGUUCUACAAGUCCCACAGGUCCUAUGGGUUCUACAGGUCCCACAGGUUCCACAGGUUCUACAGGUCCUACAGGUCCUACAGGUCCCACAGGUUCUACAGGUUCUACAGGCCCUACAGGUUCUACAGGUUCUACAGGUCCCACAGGUUCCACAGGUUCUACGGGUUUUACAGGUUCUACAGGUCCUACAGGUUCUACAGGUCCUACAGGUCCCACAGGUCCCACAGGUCCCACAGGUCCCUAAGGUCCCUAAGGUCCCAAAGGUCCUACAGGUUCCACAGGUCCUACAGGCCCUACAGGCCCUACAGGUUCUACAGGUUCCACAGGUCCCACAGGUCCCAAAGGUUCCACAGGUUCUACAGGUCCCACAGGUCCUACAGGCCCUACAGGUUCCACAGGUUCCACGGGUCCCAAAGGUUCCACAGGUUCUACAGGCCCUAUAGGCCCUACAGGUUCUACAGGUCCUACAGGUCCUACAGGUCCCACAGGUUCUACAGGUUCUACAGGCCCUACAGGUUCUACAGGUUCUACAGGUCCCACCGGUCCUACAGGUCCCACAGGUCCCACAGGUUCUACAGGUUCUACAGGUCCUACAGGUCCUAUAGGUUCUACAGGUCCAGAUGA